AUAAAGAAAUUAUAAUUCUAAUUCUAAUUCUAUAUUUUCAGAGUUUAUUUAAAAUGAGUGCAAAAAGAAUAUGUGUUGGGGGAGACCAACAAACCUCUGAUGAUGGUAACAAGGAUCAAAAAAAAGUUGUUAACAAUUCACUAGAUUACGACUCAUUAGCGAAAAUCAUUAUGCUACUGCCAAUAGCAGAACGAAUAGAAAUGGAAAAAGUUUGUACCAAAUGGAAAGAGGCAUGUCAACUAGCUUGGUAUGACAUUAAAAAAUACAAAUGUGAAUUAUCAAUUGGACGCUCUUAUGAUAACCGUUUGUUGACACAACAAUACCUCGAGAAAAUAUUAUUAAUGUGUGGUAUUUAUUUGAACGAAUUGUCUCUCUCAGAUGUUUGCAAAGCAAGUAUUAUGCCAUUUGUUGGUGAUCACUGUAAAAAUUUAACAAGUCUUGAAUUACCAUCUAUUCCUGGGGGCCCACUUUCUUUUCCAUCUGUUCUUGAUGAGUUAUCAAAAUUGCAAUAUCUUGAACAUCUGAAUUUGCGUGCGGCAAAAAAUCUUGAAGAUAGUACAAUUAUUGCUAUUGGUAAUAAUUGUAAAUACCUAAAAAGUUUAGAUAUCCAAGAUUGCAUUGCUAUUACUGAAACAGCUCUCGUUACUUUGACAAACUUGGAAAAUUUACAAAAACUAAACGUACGUUCUCUUAAUAUUACAGACGACUUUAUUAUCAAAUUAAAAGGAUUAAAAGAAUUACAUUGUAAUGGUUGCAAGAAACUCACUAAUGCUGGUAUCAUUCAACUUAUAAAAAAUAACCCAGAUCUUGAAGAGAUUAGUGUCAGGGAUACUGAUAAAUUAGAAGAGGAUAGCUCUGAUGAAAGAUGUGCUGAAUCAUUAAAAAAUUUUCUAUUUAGAUUUAGAUGA
Messenger RNA from Aphidius gifuensis, 908 nucleotides. Its product is annotated as protein ARABIDILLO 1-like. Lineage: Eukaryota; Metazoa; Arthropoda; Insecta; Hymenoptera; Braconidae. Gene Ontology annotation, biological process: SCF-dependent proteasomal ubiquitin-dependent protein catabolic process. Gene Ontology annotation, cellular component: SCF ubiquitin ligase complex. The record is from RefSeq and is a predicted model, not a curated record. Bases 54 to 908 code for a protein of 284 amino acids. The transcript is spliced from 4 exons.